AAGGUGGAAUUAAAAAGAGAUUAAAAACGUAUUUGAUCUAUUUAUUUAACAAGAGGAACAUGUCCAUCAUUUAUUUCAAUGGCCUUGGAGAAAAACAACAUUGCUCCCACUUAGAGAGAGAAAAAGAGUUCUGCACAGCAACUAGAGAAAGGAUCCAAAGGGAUCGCAUUGAUCCUAAUCAAGCUGAGUUAUUCCCUAAUAAUUAUUUUACUUUUUUCUCAAUGGAAAGAUAGAAAAAAAAAGGAUUUGCUUUGUUUUCCGGAUCAUGCGAUCUCUUCGGAUUCAUCCUUUGGUAGCUUCCACCUCGGUCAAAGGGUUUCUACAAAGUUUCGAAGAUUUAGGAUACAUGUCAAGAAAACAAGAAUAUGAGUUUGGGUGGAAGAAGACAAAAACGAAGUUCAUGGCUUGGAGGAAAACGACGACAGUGAAGCGCAGGAGCUGUGGCGAAGGAGGCGCUGAAGCGGAGGUGGAGGCGCGGCACACUCGUCUCGGUCAAGCUCUCUGUUGGCUUCACCUACUCAGCACCAUCACAGAUCCGAGAAGCAGCAGUGAUGAAACAGGAAAGAUAAGCAGUGGUGUGACAGAGAGUGUCUCCGGUUAAGGGUGGUGCGUUGGUGGUGCAAAAGCCGUUGGUGGUGCAAAAGCCGUUGGUGUGACAGAGCGGCGCUGUGAGAUCCGGUUAGGCCGAGGAGGCGGC
Brassica oleracea var. oleracea is the source of this 697-nucleotide messenger RNA. RefSeq lists its product as uncharacterized. Bases 266 to 601 code for a protein of 111 amino acids. The transcript is spliced from 3 exons. NCBI's taxonomy places the organism in Eukaryota, Viridiplantae, Streptophyta, Magnoliopsida, Brassicales, Brassicaceae. The record is from RefSeq and is a predicted model, not a curated record.